Alosa alosa (allis shad) is the source of this 587-nucleotide messenger RNA. Its product is annotated as insulin-like. Gene Ontology annotation, molecular function: hormone activity. Bases 90 to 449 code for a protein of 119 amino acids. The transcript has 3 exons. Lineage: Eukaryota; Metazoa; Chordata; Actinopteri; Clupeiformes; Clupeidae. The record is from RefSeq and is a predicted model, not a curated record. Gene Ontology annotation, cellular component: extracellular region.
GGCUGCUGAUGCUCGUCCUCAGCCUUGUCCAUCUCCAUCUCCAUCCAGGACACCUCCAUCUCCAUUGACCAACUCAGUCCACUGUUGCCAUGGCUCUCUGGCUCCAAACAGCUGCUCUGCUCAUCGUGAUGGCUCUGUCCACCAUGGGCGGCGACGCCGCCACCGCCCAACACCUGUGCGGGUCGCACCUGGUGGACGCACUGUACCUGGUGUGUGGAGACCAGGGCUUCUUCUACAACCCAAAGAGAGAUGUGGACCCACUUCAGGAAUUCCUGCCCCCCAAAUCCAGCCAGGACAACGAGGUGGCAGAGUACCCCUACAAAGACAUGGAAGAAACCAUGCUCCAGAGAAGGGGGAGUGUGGAGAGGAGAGGGAUUGUGGAGCAGUGCUGUCACAGGCCCUGCAGUGUUUUCGAGCUUCAAAACUACUGUAACUCUCUCCAAAACUGAAUCACUCCAAGCAACGUGCAGCAUGUGAUGAAAGAAAGAGAAGGCAAAUGGCCUUGUCCAUGCUUUUAAUAAAUCAAUGAGAGGUUGAGUCAUUAGGAGAACCAUGUCAGCCAUUUAAUAAAGCUUUUAUCAUGCUUU